AUGGAAGCCCUCCACCUGUUCGAGCAUCCUCUCGGUUUCGCCGCAGCUCUUCUCCUCGCGUACCUCGUCUCAUCGCACAUACACGAGCACGUGAGAUGGAGGCAUCGUACCCAGGGGCGUCCCCUCCCUCCCGGUCCACGGCCGCUCCCUUUGAUCGGCAACCUGUUGGACAUGCCAUCGCUCAAACAAUGGGUUGGCUUCAGAGACCUGUGCGCAAAACACGGCGACAUCGUGUACUUGAACCUGCUAGGCAGGCCCAUGCUCAUCGUCGGCAGCGCACGAGCCGCGACAGAGAUCUUGGAAAAGGGCUCCGCGAACACGUCCGACCGGCCGUCAAGCUACUCGCUUCCGCUUACCGGCAACGACUUGGUGUUCACUGUCAUGAGAUACGGGCCAUGGUGGAGGGACCACCGCCGCGCGUUCUGGCAAGUCUUCCACCCCGGCAAAGUCGGUGAAUACCGCGAUGUUGAGCGCGGGUUCGCACAUGAGCUGCUCGCAAAGCUGCUAGAGGCCCCGCAGGACCUCGAGCAGCAUCUCCGCUUCGCCCUGUCGGCCACGAACAUGAGGGUCCUCUACGGCCUCGACGCGCACCAAGACGAGCACCGCGAGUUCAUCGCGCGGGUGCAAGACGCUGUGCACUGCACAGCCGAACUCGCGACGCAGACACACCUCGUCGACUACGUCCCUUUCCUGCGCCACGUACCCGGCUGGGUUCCGGGCGCGGGAUUUCAAUACGCUUUGGCUACAUGCAAGGCCGCGGUGCUGCACGUCAGGGAGGUGCCUUUCGCGAAGAUGCGCGCAGCGUAUGACAAGGGCCAAUCCCCGCCUUGCGCGUUGGCUGCGCUGUUGGCGCGAUCGCAAGUCGCGGAGGGACCGGAUAUCGUCGACGAUGCGUACCAGGAAGACGUGGUCAAGAACGUCGGUCUAGCUGCGUUCGAAGCGGGUUCGGACACAACGCUCUCUUUCCUGAUCGGCUUGUUCUUCGCCAUGUCUCAGCACCCCGAGGUCCAGGAGAAGACCCACGCGGAGCUCGACCGCGUGGUCGGCCCCGACCGUCUGCCAGACUUCGGAGACAGGGCGGGGCUCGUCUACAUGAACGCCGUGCUCAAGGAGGCGCUCCGCUGGCACGUCGUCGUGCCCCUCAGCAUCCCCCACCGCACCGUCGAGGACGACGUCUACGGCGGCUACUUCGUUCCUGGCGGUACCAUCGUGGUACCAAACACCUGGGCAAUGCUCCAGGAUCCGGAGAUCUACGAACGCCCAGAGGAGUUCAGGCCCGAGCGGUUCAUCCGCGACGGAUCAACCGAGACGACUGCACCCGACCCGUCCGCGUUCGCAUUCGGCUACGGACGAAGAGUGUGUCCAGGGCGACAUUUCGCGGAUGACUUGCUGUACAUCACAGCCGCCUCCGUCUUGCACGUCUUCCGCUUCGAGCCCCCGCUCGACGAGCAGGGGCGACCCAUCAAGAUUGAACUGCAAGAGUCACACGGCUUGCUCGCCUAUCCCGAGGACCGUCGGAGCGUCAUCACACCCCGUUCGGCGGAGGCUUCGAAGCUGGUCGUGAACGUGCAGGACGCUGUCGCAGAAAGCAGGGGACGGCAGGCGUGA
Trametes versicolor FP-101664 SS1 is the source of this 1608-nucleotide messenger RNA. RefSeq names its product cytochrome P450. The record is from RefSeq and is a predicted model, not a curated record. Bases 1 to 1608 code for a protein of 535 amino acids. Gene Ontology annotation, molecular function: iron ion binding; oxidoreductase activity, acting on paired donors, with incorporation or reduction of molecular oxygen; heme binding. The transcript is spliced from 10 exons. NCBI's taxonomy places the organism in Eukaryota, Fungi, Basidiomycota, Agaricomycetes, Polyporales, Polyporaceae.